Penicillium hordei is the source of this 381-nucleotide messenger RNA. Its product is annotated as phospholipase patatin family protein. The coding region runs from base 1 to 381 and encodes 126 amino acids. The transcript is spliced from 3 exons. The record is from RefSeq and is a predicted model, not a curated record. Gene Ontology annotation, biological process: arachidonate metabolic process. NCBI's taxonomy places the organism in Eukaryota, Fungi, Ascomycota, Eurotiomycetes, Eurotiales, Aspergillaceae. Gene Ontology annotation, cellular component: membrane.
AUGCGGCGUCUUCCGCUGAACUGCCCAUCCCCAGGCCAGCGGGCUGUCGACCCUGUACAUCCUGAAAGGGCUGAUGGACCGACCGAAUCAAGCACGCUCCGAGGGUUCACCAGCAAAGAAGCCCUGCGAGGUGUGUUUGAUCUGAUUGGCGGCACCAACACAGGCGGAUUAAUCGCGAUUAUGUUAGGUCGAUUGGAAAUGGUUGUCGACGAGUGUAUUAUGGCAUAUAUCAAUUUAAUAAAAAUGAUUUUUGGCAAGAUUAAGUCCCGAUUCGAUGCCAGCAAGCUCGAGGGUGCAAUCAAUGAAGUCAUCAACAAUUGCGGAGCUAAGCCGACGGAUUUGGUUCCACAGGGUGUUUGCUGUCAAGCUCAAUCCCUGUGA